Messenger RNA from Solea solea (common sole), 7248 nucleotides. RefSeq names its product myelin transcription factor 1-like, b (gene myt1lb). The coding region runs from base 764 to 4675 and encodes 1303 amino acids. Lineage: Eukaryota; Metazoa; Chordata; Actinopteri; Pleuronectiformes; Soleidae. The transcript is spliced from 22 exons. Gene Ontology annotation, molecular function: DNA-binding transcription factor activity, RNA polymerase II-specific; RNA polymerase II cis-regulatory region sequence-specific DNA binding; zinc ion binding. Gene Ontology annotation, biological process: regulation of transcription by RNA polymerase II. The record is from RefSeq and is a predicted model, not a curated record. Gene Ontology annotation, cellular component: nucleus.
CUUCCUUCCUUCCUUCCUUCUUUCCUUCCUCUCUCUCUCGCUGCCUCCCCUUUCCUCUUUUCUUUGAGCUUCUCUCUGAUGUGCAGUCUCUCCAGCUCGCGUGGGACUCUCUCUCUCUCUCUCUCUCUCUCUCUCUCCCUCCUCUGUGUGUGUGUGUGCGCGCGCUUUCCCUCUCCUCUCAGUGUUUUUCUGGAUCUGCGUUAAACUGUUUCCUCCUCCCGACUGUGGCUCUCGCCAUCCCUCUCUCUCUCUCUCUCUCUCUCUCUCUCUCUCUCUCUCUCUCCAGGCUGCGCCUCAUUGGUGUGUCCUGAUUCCCUUUUUCCAUUAGGCUCCAGGCCCAUUGGUCGCCUGCCUCCCAACCAUUAUCUCCACUUCUCCACCCCUCUCUGUCAUCCUUCCUCCCUGCGCGCUCGCGCUCUCCCUCUGCCUCUCUCUCGCUCUCUCUCUCUUUCUCUCCUCCUUCUUCUUCCCUCAUUCCCAGUCAUCUCGCAAGUCGUAAAAAUGAUUUGCGUGCUGGAGGAGAGCAGAACUUUACAGUGAGCACAGUGAGUGACCGGGGGAGAGAGAGACGGAAGUGAAGGAAAGGCUGAAAAAAAGGGGACAGGGAGCGCAUUCGCGAGGAAAAGUUUAAAGAGAAGACUGCAGUUGAAAAAUGAGUCUGGGGGAGAUGUGGUGAGCCCUUUCUCCCUAGCUGAACGUCAUUCGGGCACAGUGGAAGCAGAGGUCUGGACCACAGAGCUGUCUCAACUCCAAACCACUGCAGAUGGAGCUGGAUGCAGACGAUAAGCGCCAUCGAACACGCUCCAAAGUGCCUGUGGAUCCAGCGUUAACAGAGCUUUUCAGUGCGUAUGGCUGCCCUCUGGCCAAGAAGAGGAAGAGUCUAGACAGACAAACCCUGGAAACGUCCCCGAAGAGGAGCUCCUACCUAGAUGACAUGGACAACUCCACAAUGGAGGAAUGCUAUGAGACAGACGCAACGGAGGAGAUGGACGAAAGGGAGGAAGAGGAGGAAGACGGUGCUGUAGAGGAGGAGGAGGAGGAAGAAGAAGGGCAGGUGGAAGAGGAAGAGGAGGAGGUGGAAGGCUACAUGGACUACAACAUGGAGCAGAUGGAGCACGAAGACGGGGAAGUAGAGAGAGGUGAUGGAGAUGGGGAUGACGAGGACGAGGAGGAGGAGGAGGAGGUAGAGGUGGAGCAAGAAGAGGAGGAGGAGGGUGAUGAGGACAGAGUGGAGGAGGCGGAGGAGGAGGAAGCGGUAGAGGAAGUGGACUAUGAAGAGGAAGAGGAUGUAGAGCAGAGUCAAGGGCAAGCAGAGGACGAUCAGAUGAGCGGCGGUGAGGGGGGCGAGGGCGUCGGGGGAGGCGGCAGCAGCAGCGCCAAGUCUGGCCCGGCGACAGAGAAGGACGGCAACAACAACGAAGAGUACGAGAACUACGACGAACUCGUGGCCAAGUCGCUCCUGAACCUGGGGAAGAUCGCCGAAGACGCCGCCAACCGCGCCAUGACGGAAUCUGAGAUGAACAGCAACUCCUCCAACAGUGCCGAGGAAGAGGAGGAGGAGGAGGAGGAGGAGGAGGAGGAAGAAGAGGAAGAGGAGGAGGACGAUGAAGAGGAGGAGGAAGAGGAAGACGAGGACGAGGAAGAGGACGAGGAAGAGGAAGUGGAUGAAAGACAGAGGCCUGAUCUGAGUUUGGAUGUGGACAGCGACGUGGUGCGUGAGACGGUGGACUCCCUCAAACUGUUGGCACAAGGUCACGGCGCCGUGUUGUCGGACAAUUUAGACGGACAGGAGUUUGAGGACGGUUCUGCCGGGACCCGGGGCGACGGCGGCUGUCCUCUGAACGGUGGGAACGCGCACAACGGUGCUAAUGGACAGCAUAAGACCACCGGUAACGGACAGACGGACAACAGCGAGGAGGAAGUGUGUCUGAGCAGUCUGGAGUGCCUACGGAACCAAUGCUUCGACCUCGCGCGGAAGCUAUGCGAAACAAAGUCCACUGACAGAAACGGUCCGGCCCAGGAAAGUCACUUCCUGUGCGGGAACCCCAAUCAGCAGCCGCAGCACCAUGGCUACUCAGAGUUCCACCACUGCCAGGACGACAGGCGGACACUUGACAGGAACUAUUCAGACAUGGACAAUCUCAUGAAGCUGGAGGAGCAGCUGAGCCCGCGCUCCAAAGCCUUCUCCAGCUGUGCGCAGGACGACCGCUAUCACAUCAACCACCGGGACUUCGACGAGGACACCGCCUCGGUGACGUCGGACCGAUCAGAAGAAGUGUUUGACAUGACAAAGGGGAACCUGUCCCUGCUGGAGAAGGCCAUCGCACUAGAGUCGGAGCGCGCCAAGGCCAUGCGGGAUAAAAUGGCGGCCGAGGCUGCCAGGAGAGACGGCGUGAGGUACAACCAUGAAGACCACGGCCCGCGGCACGGUUAUGGCGUUGAGCGUAAAGCCCGCCUGCCUGAUGGACUGAAGAAGCCUUUCUACCAUAAAGACGCUUCUCGUGCCGACAAGAAGGAGAGCCGGUGUCCGACACCGGGCUGUGACGGCACCGGUCAUGUGACCGGCCUGUACCCGCAUCAUCGGAGCCUGUCUGGCUGUCCGCACAAAGACAGGGUGCCGCCAGAAAUUGUGGCAAUGUAUGAGAAUGUUCUAAAGUGUCCUACGCCUGGCUGCACGGGACGCGGCCAUGUCAAUAGCAACAGAAACUCCCACAGAAGUCUGUCUGGAUGUCCCAUCGCUGCGGCCGAGAAGUUGGCUAAAGCCCACGAGAAGCACCAGACCUGCACUGGCCCCAAGUCCAACCAGGCCUCCGACAGAGUCUUGAGGCCUAUGUGCUUUGUCAAACAACUGGACUAUCCACAGUAUGGUUACAAGAACAAUGUCUCCACCAGCACGCCCCGCUCCAACCUGGCCAAGGAGCUGGAGAAGUAUUCCAAGACCAGCUUCGACUACAGCGCCUUCGACGGCGGCAGCAACCACCAGGUGUACGGGAAACGGGCCAUCGCACCCAAGCUGCACGGACAGAGAGACACGUCACCCAAAGGAUAUGACGCCAAACGUUACUGCAAGAACUCCAGCUCGGCCAGCAGCACCACGAGCACCUACGCGCCCAGCAGCAGCAGCAGCAACCUGAGCUGCGGCGGGGGAGGGCGCGGCGCGGGAGGAGGAGGGGGCGGCGGCAGCAGCGCCAGCAGCACCUGCAGCAAGAGCAGCUUCGACUACAGCCACGACAUGGAGGCCGCCCACAUGGCGGCCACGGCCAUCCUCAACCUGUCCACGCGCUGCAGGGAGAUGCCGCAUGGCAUGGACGGGAAGCCUCAGGACCUCUGCUCGCAGAGUCCUGGUCUCGAUGUGGAUGAGAACGGUACAUUGGACCUGAGCAUGAGCAAGCGUCUGUGCAGCGGCGACGCUGGGGGAGACUCUGUGCUCACCCCUCUGGAGCCCAUGUCGCCCCAGAGGCAAGCCGCCCUGCUGGGCUCCCGCUGCUACGGCAUGGGGGACGCCGCUGACUGCUGGGACCUGCCAGUGGACUACACCAAGAUCAAACACAUAGAUGAGGACGACAAAGAGCCAGAUGAACUGGAUCCCUUCCACGACCUGCUGGAGGAUCGCUCCUUCACCACGGAUGUCAACAUGCCCAGUCCCAAGCCCAAGUACCUCCAGUGCAAGGAGAGUAAGAAGGACCUGAUAACUCUCUCAGGUUGCCCUUUAGCUGAUAAAAGCAUUCGAAGUAUGCUGGCCAACAACGCGCAAGAGCUCAAGUGCCCGACACCAGGGUGCGAUGGUUCGGGACAUAUCACUGGCAACUACGCCUCACACAGAAGUCUCUCAGGGUGUCCACGGGCCAGGAAAAGUGGGAUAAAGAUCAUCCACAGCAAAGAGAACAAGGAAGACCAGGAGCCUAUCAAGUGUCCGGUCCCCGGCUGUGACGGUCAGGGACAUGUGACCGGGAAGUAUGCGUCCCACAGAAGUGCGUCCGGAUGCCCCAUAGCAGCCAAGAGGCAAAAGGACGGCUAUCUAAACGGCAUCCAGUUCACAUGGAAGUCGGGGAAGACGGAGGGCAUGUCCUGCCCCACGCCGGGCUGCGACGGCUCGGGUCACGUCAGCGGCAGCUUCCUCACACAUCGGAGUCUGUCGGGUUGUCCACGUGCCACCUCCGCCAUGAGGAAAGCCAGGCUCUCUGGAGUAGAAAUGCUCACAAUAAAGCAGCAACGCGCCAGCAACGGGCUGGAGCACGAGGAGGAGAUCAAACAGCUGGACGACGAAAUCAAAGGUUUAAGUGAAUCUAAUUCGCAAGUGGAGUCCGACAUGAUUAAGCUGAGAACGCAGAUCACAACCAUGGAGUCCAGCCUGAAGUCCAUGGAGGAGGAAAACAAGGUGAUUGAACAGCAAAAUGAAUCUCUCCUGCAUGAGCUGGCCGACCUCAGCCAGUCACUGAUUAACACUUUAGCUAAUGUGCAGCUCCCUGAUAUGAAACCACUGGCGCACAAAGAGCCUCCGCUACAGAACAGCUGCUUACAGAUGCACCAACAAGGGCCAAUCAGCGAGCAGAACUUUGACGCCUAUGUGACCACUCUAACGGAUAUGUACACAAACCAAGACCAGUACCAUAACCCUGAAAACAAAGCCCUGUUGGAAAACAUCAAGCAAGCUGUUCAAGGGAUUCAAGUGUAACCAUGCAGUCAAAGGAGACUCUGUUUCUUUCCCCAGCAGACGUGGCUGGUGAAUCAAACCCACGGGCAAACAGGCAGAGAUGGUGCAGUAUCUUAUAUAGUGUUAAUAUUCUCAAUUCUUUUUUUUUCUCUCAAAAAAAGAGGUGUCACGCUUAGAAAGACCUCGAGAUCAUUUCUUUCCGUCUUUCGUUCCUUUUUUGGCUCUUGCUUUGAGGAAGAACACAAACGAGUAAACCGCAAAGUCGUUUUUGAAGACAUUCACAUUUUGUACGUUUUCAUAUGAGCUGACAUCGUGUCAUGUCAUGUUUCUAGCUGCUCAUGUAUGCACAUUUUUAGUGUAUAUUCCUGAACAGUAAGCUAAUGAUAAGGGAACAUUCGUUCCCUUUAUCGUUUGGAAAAAAAAAAACAAGGACAGUGAAAUAAAAGUGAAAAAAACCACCGUGUGUAAGAAGAAAGCGGUUUGGUUUUCUCUCAGCGGGUGAUUUUGGACUUGUUUCUUCUCCUUCUUCCUCUUCUUCUUCUUUUCUUCUUCUUGUGUGUAGAUUAUUCAAGAACAAGAACUGGUUUGCAAAUUGCUUUAUUUUCUGACAAUGCUUGAGAAAUGUUUGUGUUUGUUUUUCCUUUCCUUUCUUUUUUUUUAUGGAAAAAAAAGGAAGUGUAGCUGUAGGUGGGGGCAUUUUUAAUCGGUGCUGUAAAUGAAUCUGAAGAGGAAACUGACCAGAUGUUUGUAUGAAUGUAUGUAUGAACAGUCUGCAUAUUGUAAACAUCACUACACGGAAACCCGAUGGUGGAAUUCCCAAGAUCUAGGAGAGCCAAUUCCUUCCUAGAGGAACACAUCUGUGCGGCGCAUGCAUGUUCACAUGCUCAUCCUUGAUUAAUCUCAAAUAGAAAUGACGUGUAAAGACAAUGACCUAGACCACGUUUUAGCCUUUCUAGUAUCAAAUCUGCUCAAUCUCAAGACCUGUGUUGCUAGGAUCAAGAAACGUCUCAGCAAUAGAAUUAUGAAAUCAUUUGUUUAUAUAAGGUACAGGAUGCAAUCUGCGAAGGAAAAAAAAACGGUUGGGUAUAUGCAAUUUCUUGUUUAUAAGCAUAGAGGGGUAACAUGAGUCUUUUUAAUAUAGCCUAUGUAAAAUAUUGAUUUUUAUACAAAUCUUUUAAUACAAAAAGUCUUUUUAAAAAAGAGGAGGGAACCUGAACAUUGAGAUUUAGAAGGGGGAAAGUAUAUGAGUUCCACUUUUUUUCUGUACGAUUUUGCACAGGGACACCUUCGUUUCCAUGUUUUGAUGUUCUUACAGGAACUAAAAGCAGUACCCGAGCACCUAAAAGGAGGGUUUCAGAGCGUUUUUUAAAGAGUAUUUAUAGAGUAUGACAGCGGGACUUACAGGGUCACUGUCCCCACUUAUGUGCCAGUAGACUAUUUGCACUUGUCCUUGAAGAUAUUAUCCUUGUGUACGGCGGCGUGCAAUUUUCCAGGUGACCUCUUUGGCACACGAUUGGAGCAACCAACUGCUUGGAGCCACUGUAUGUGUGGAUUUAGUACCACUGAAGAAGGAAGAACAGGGACUUGAAAUCAGAGAAAAAAGGAUGAUUAUAACCAUAGCAGUUAUACUGUAGGCUAUUAUGUAAAAAAAAAAACAUUAACAAAGUUAUUUCAUUUUUGCUAUGUUUUAGGAAGAUGAAGUUAUCCCCCAGCAGCACUUUAUAUCUAAUCACUGUACAAAGGAUAAAUAGUCAAUCAAUUGAAGUUUUUUUCUUUUCUUUUGUUUUUUUAAGUGAAAGAAAACAAAGGUCUAGUGAAACGAGACCCUCGUGGGGCUUUGCAAUCCAGCAUAACGCCUGUAUGCCUGGCUGUAUACACCCAUCCAAUCUGUUGUUCUAGUUGUUAGCGAUCAUGUUCAAAAUUUGCCUUUUUGAGAGCUGAUGCAAAAGGUGCUUGUCGUCCACCUAACCCAAUCCCAUCUAUUGUACUUUACUGUCCUCUUUCAGGACUCUACUACCCAUCACCCAUGACUGCAUACGCCUUUUUCCACAGCAUCGUGUCUGCAGCUUUUUGCCAAUUAUAGUAAUGCUUCAGUAGAGUAAUAGCUAGUACCAGUUUUUGAAUUAAUUCUCAUUAUCAGCGGAAAAAUGGAAAAAGGGGUUUUUAAAGCACAAACUGGCUGCUCAUCUGAUGUUGGUACAUAAACAACAAAUCUGAAAAGAGUUAUCUGUGACUAUCUAUAGGGAACACAAAACGGUUGUCAAGUAUUUAGAAUGCCGACUUUUCAUAUCAAUUAUUGUGAAUUUCAUCAGAGUUUAUUAUUUUAUUUGAGCCGAUUCAUUUGGAGGUUGAUUUGAGUGUCCAUCAACAAAGACAGGAUUUUGUAUAAACUAUUGUGCUCUCUGUGGAACUGAAGUUUGAUUUAUUUUUGUACUACACAGCAUGGAUUUGUUGACAUUUUAAUUUUGCUAUAAAUGUGUGAGAUCACAAGUUGCUGUGAUAUUUAAUUUAUAAAUUGUGAACUUUGUACAAUUUUUGUCAUGCUGGAUGUUGACACAUCUUACUCUGAAUAAAGAAAAAAAAUGGUGUUGCCA